Molecule: messenger RNA, 2595 nt
Organism: Fimicolochytrium jonesii
Lineage: Eukaryota; Fungi; Chytridiomycota; Chytridiomycetes; Spizellomycetales; Powellomycetaceae
Product: cactus-binding C-terminus of cactin protein-domain-containing protein
Exons: 4
Coding region: 154-2496 (780 amino acids)
Biological process (GO): mRNA cis splicing, via spliceosome
Cellular component (GO): cytoplasm; spliceosomal complex
Molecular function (GO): protein binding
Source: RefSeq, a predicted model, not a curated record
GCCCAACUCAUCGACGAUCGCAACCUGCAAAAGACCAUGUAUUUCGCUUCCAGCGGCUAGUUUUCGUGCCUGAACCGACUCCCUCACGGACCUUACAUUUCGCCGGUCGAGUAACUUUCGCCCCCAGUUUCCGCUUACACCCUAUCACACCCAAUGGGCGACCGCUACAAAUCCCACCGCGACCGAAGCAGGUCCACGAGCUUACCGCGGCGGGGAGAUUCAGAGACCUUACGCAGGGACCGGAGGGACGACAAAAGUCGGGAUUGGGAUCGGGAUUGGGAUGAUGACCGGCGACGGGGGCGGGAUCGCUCGGUGGAGGAUGAUCGUGUGCGGAGGAGGCGGGAUGAUAGCCGGGAUCACAGGGGGAGUAGGAAUCGUAGUCCGGUGGUUAGUGAGGAUGGGGGUGGGAGGCGGCGACGAGGGGGUGAUGAGCGUGGACGGGGCAGCGACAGCGGUUCAGUUUCGUCUGAUUCCGAGCAUGACCGGUCUCGGAAGCGGAAGCGAACUAGCAAAGCCGAAAAGCGUGACGACCGCAGUGGGAGCCGAAGCGGCAGCAAAUCCAAAAGCAGUUCAAAAAAGCCCAAAAAGCAACGGGAAACCUCCGUCGAGAAGAAAAUCCGCAAAGCCGAGCGCAAACUCGAGAAACAGCAGCUGAAGGACGAGAUCCAGGCUCAGAAGGAGUCCCAGCUCGCUGCGCAGAUGUCUGCUUCGUUGGGUUACUCCAACACCGAGAACCCGUUCGGGGACAGUAACCUGUCGAAUAAGUUUUUAUGGCUGAAGAAACGCGAGAAGGAGAGUAAGAGCGGGUUAUCGGCUGCCGAGCGCGCCAGGCGGGACAUGUCACGCCGCGAAGAAGUUGAGGACGAGCUAUCCAAACUGAAACGCAGACGUAACGAGCGCGAGAUCGAGAUGCAGUUGAGAGAGGAGGAGCAGGCGCGGCUGCAGCGGGAGCAGGACCGACUGGCGUUGGGGGAUUGGGAGGCGAAAGAGAAUGAGUUUCAUUUGGGUCAGGCGAAGACAAGGGCGCAGAUCAGGAUCAAGGAGGGGCGGGCUAAGCCGAUUGAUAUCCUCGCUAUGAAUCUCAGUUUGGCGAGCGACACGAAACUGGCGGAGGAGUUUGACGCCCUGGGGUUGGAAAUGGGCGUUGAGGAGCCCUACCUCAUCUUCCGUAACCUCUCCCUCCCAGAAGUCGAGGAGCUGCAUAAGGAUAUUCAGCUGUACCUCUCCCUGGAAACCGACCACACCAACAAACGCUUCUGGGAGGCUAUGAUCGUCGUCUGCGACGACGAGCUCAGCCGACACCGCGAAGAUCUCUCCUCCGGCGGGCGCUCUUCAGGCGUCAGCAAAGCCGUAACGCAGGACAUCGAGCGGAUGUUCUCCAACAAAACCUACGACCAGCUCAGCAUCCUCCAAACGCAGAUUGAGAAAAAGUUGGCUGCCGCGGGGGCCGCUGCUGCUGCUCUCACCGGCGCAUCGUCUAUGAGUGAACCCGCACCGCCUGUUGACGUGGACUACUGGGAAGCAGCGAUCAAAGCCCUAGUAGUCUGGAAAGCCAAAGCGAAACUCCGCGACAUGCAUUCCUUCCUCCUCAGCAAACGUCUCGACCGACUCCGUGAGCAGCGCGCGCUCAAUCAGGACUCUGGCGCUUCACAACAACCGCGGAUCCUUGUGCAGCAUGUGCGCAGUGGGCGGGCGGAUGUGGAGGAGGAUGAGAUGGAUGUGGACGUGGGCGGUAGGGAGGAGGAGGAGGAGAGUGAUGGGGAGGUGGAAGAAUAUGAGGAGAGUAUGGGGCCCGUGGUGUGUGGGAGGAUACCCAAGGCGGAUGCCGGGUUUGAGGUUGUGGAUGAGGAGGAGGAUUUGAGGCAGUUGAUUGCACUCCGAGAAAAAGUCACAAAAGCCCUCGGUGGCCCGCCCGCCCACCAAGCCCUCGCCCUUGUCGGCGCCAACCAAUCCAUGGAAGACGUUGCCGAGAAGGCCUUCAUCCGCGACGCGGCCGAGAACAUGGGCAUGGACGAGGCCGCGUUCAACGAGGAGGCUGUUGUCAUUUCCGCGUCGCAGGAUACGUACCUGUGGCAGGAUAAGUACCGUCCACGUAAACCGCGCUACUUUAACCGUGUGCAUACAGGAUACGAGUGGAAUAAGUAUAACCAGACGCAUUAUGAUGGCGAUAACCCUCCUCCCAAGGUCGUCCAAGGCUACAAAUUCAACAUCUUCUACCCGGACCUAAUCGACAAAUCCAUCGCCCCAACCUACGUCCGCGAAAAAGACCCCACCUCAACCUCCACGGCGGUAGACCCAACCGACCCAACCAACAGCAAAGCGCAAGACGACACCAUCAUCCUGCGGUUCAAAGCCGGGCCGCCGUACGAGGAUAUCGCGUUCAAGAUUGUGAAUCGGGAGUGGGAGUAUAGCCAUAAGAAGGGGUUUAGGAGCAGUUUUGAUCGGGGCGUGUUGCAGCUUUGGUUCCAUUUUAAGAGGCAUUAUUAUCGGCGGUAGGGGGGGACUGGGUUGGUGUGUGUGGAAGGGUUCGUUUGUUGUCGGGGCUGGAAAUUUUUGUGUAUACUGUACAUUUCACAUGAACGUGAUGCCUUCAAC